AUGGCCAAGCAGAUUAGCUUGUUCACCACAACUACUAUUUGUACUUUGCUCAUCGUUUUGAUAUGUUGCCACGAAAUCGCGCAAGUCGAUGGAAGGCAUUUGAAGUCUGGGCACUGCAAGAAAUGCUCGAGGCUGCAUCGUGAGAUCAACACUAUGAGUGCAUCAAAGGUUGGUGACCACAAUCAUAGUGCUGGUUUGGUCCGAGCAGCUGAAACAAAGACGAGCAAUAAGGUAGAACAUGUUACUGAUGAUUUUCGCCCUACUGCUCCGGGUCACAGCCCUGGUGUUGGUCACUCCAUCAACAAUUGA
Molecule: messenger RNA, 309 nt
Organism: Rosa chinensis
Lineage: Eukaryota; Viridiplantae; Streptophyta; Magnoliopsida; Rosales; Rosaceae
Product: precursor of CEP7
Exons: 1
Coding region: 1-309 (102 amino acids)
Biological process (GO): root development; nitrate import; regulation of root development
Cellular component (GO): extracellular region
Molecular function (GO): hormone activity
Source: RefSeq, a predicted model, not a curated record